AUGGUUGUACCCCUCAACGCCGCCGCGCCCGACGGCCCUUCUUCCGCUGCAUCCACCUCCGCCAGCCGCGUGAACAGCGGAGCCGCGACACCGCUUCGCGAAAUUGACGAGGGGGAGGUCGACCAAAUCGAGAGCGACGAGGAGGAUGCGGCGGUCACGAGCGGUGGGGCUGUCGCAGGUCCUGGUCCGUCCUCACUCGCGCACAGCCAACUCGCCAAGGGCGUCAAAAGGGCGGCCAGCGGGUCGCCUGCGCCGUCAACGAAGAAGCGCCGCCCGAGGACUUCCGGCGCGUCAGGACUCAGGACCUAUGUUCCUCCCCCUCUCCCUCACUACGACGUCGUCCGCUCAGAGUCCAACUCCAAGAAGAACCCGCAUGUCAUCAAGAUUCACGACGACGUCACGGACGGGAGCGAGUCGAGGUGGCCACCUGAGGGGGAACGCCAGCAAGGUCACAAGGUCAACAACAGGCUAUCGUGGUACGAGUGCCAGGACAGGAAAAUUGGGAGGCAUCAAACGCUCAGGGAGAAGCUCGGUGAAGAAUUAGCCAAGAGUAUGGGCCUCACGAACGAAGGCGCGAAGCAAGAGUACUGGGUCAUCGACAACCUUCCGAAGGGUUACCUCUUCGCAGUGCACCACUGCGUCACGGGUUCGGGCGACCCUCGAACGGAUGUCUACAUCUUCGGUUCGGCCGCCACGAACAAGUUCCGCACCGCCAACGAGCUUGCCCCUCACCUGCACUGGCUGCUCCUGCACGGCCCGGACGAUGAUCUCCUCUGCGCCUGCAAGUACUGUUCGAAGACGAAGCAAGGCGACGUCAACCGCGUCCUCGGCCUCAACAUCCGUUCGUCUUCAGUCGCUUCCACUUCCGCCGGCGUCGCUUCGCCGUCCGUCAAGCGCAAAACGGCGGGCAGCAAAGCUUCGUCGGCUUCGACCGGCGUCCAGGCCAAGGUCGCGGCAUUCAGGUCGCCUGGAGGCGAGAAGCUGCUCGGCGACGUGACGUUCAGGAAGAAGCUCAAGGACGGCACGACUGUCGAGAAAAAGAAGCGCCGCUCGACGUCAGCCGAGGCAGGCGAGAGUUCUCCUCCGCCCACGUACAAAGGCGCCUACACGUCCCGCUCGCGCGACUCGGACCUCGCCUACCUCACCGCUCCACGCCAAGCCGAUCUCGUCUAUGCCGAGCUGCCGAAGCCGUUCCUUUCCGACGACCCCGAAUGGGCGGGCGCGCAGAUCACGCAUUGGCCAGCUGUUGUCAUGUCGAGGGUGCCGUACACCGUCGCCAAGGUCGUCGACUCCGAGCCGAAGACGAGCGGGAAGAAGAAGCAGGAGAUGACUCAGGAAGAGGAGGACCUGGAGGAUGGCGAGAUCAAGGCGGAGGAGAAGUCGCCCGGUCCGGAUCCGGAGCUCAAGUCGCUUGGAACGGCGCCGAAACUCGAGGCGAAGCAAGAGUGGCGCUACAACGUCCGUCUCCUAGCCGUCAAGGACGAGCUCCGCCUGCUCCGCGAGGACCAGCUUCGUCCCUGGCUCGGCAACCCUCCUCCGUCCGGCCUCUGGACGCCCGAGCGGAUGUGCAACCCGGACGCCGUCAAGCACGUCUGGGACGGCAAGAAGACGCACAGGGACUGCGGGCUGAUGAAGGACGUCAAGAGCUUGCAGGAGGCGGUCACGGCGAUGGCGCUCGCUUUGCAGAUUGCCGCUCAUCUCGUCGGCGCCUUCUCGUUCAACGACCGCUACGAGAUCACCGACGCGCACUUCGACCUCGCUACGUCCGAGCCGCUCGACCCCGGCCUCGCCGCCGUCAAAGCCCAGCAGCGCAAGUCCUGGGCCUUCCAGUCGCUGCACUGGGGCGCCGAGUUGAUCUGGACGGGCGACUUCAUUCGCCUCAUCUACCCGUUCGGUGGGCACGAAGACUCGACGCCCAUCAAGCCGACCGACCCGGACCAUCGCGCCCUCUUCAUGAAGGUCCUCGCCAUCUACAAGACGAACGACACGGUCGACGAUGUCGAGCGCGGGACGGGUAUGAUUGGCGGCGAGAUCUGGGAGCUUAGGGAUUUCGCGGCAGCGGAAGGCGCGACGAAUGGGGCUACGAGCGAAGCUGGGCCGAGUGGGCGUAACGGCGUGGCUAGCGCUUCGAUGAACGGCUCGGCGGGCCCGUCGACUGCGGCGAACGGCGUUGACGGCAUCUCGCCCACCGUCCUCAACGGCAAGGAUAAAUCAGCUUCGCCGACCCCGACUGCUGACGACAAGCUUCCGCCUGCGCCGGCUGGCAUGUACUGGCACCGUCUCACCGCACCCUCGACCGGCGUUCACGUCACGCUUGACUACCUCGCGGGCCGCUACCACCCGCUCCCGAAAUCGCUCAACACGCAGCAGAAGAUCAAGGAGGCGCUCGCUACUCUCGACGCGAUGGACGAGGCUGCACAGACGAGCGCGAUGCAGGACGGCUCGGAGCCGGCGCAGACGGUCGACGUCGCUCUUCCGUUCGAGCAAAGGAUGAUGCUGCUCGCUGGGCUCAGGCCGGCUCAGCGUCUCUACAUGAAGUGCGGAGCGUACAAGGGCACUCGCCAUACCGCCAUCGUUGAGGCUGAGCGCAACGCUUCGAACGAGGUCGAGCAGUACUUCGCGAUGGCGCACAACGGCGACAACGCCAGCAUGGAGGACGACUCCGCUUGA
Rhodotorula toruloides NP11 is the source of this 2670-nucleotide messenger RNA. RefSeq lists its product as uncharacterized. The transcript has 6 exons. Gene Ontology annotation, biological process: silent mating-type cassette heterochromatin formation. Lineage: Eukaryota; Fungi; Basidiomycota; Microbotryomycetes; Sporidiobolales; Sporidiobolaceae. Gene Ontology annotation, cellular component: rDNA heterochromatin; SHREC complex. Bases 1 to 2670 code for a protein of 889 amino acids. The record is from RefSeq and is a predicted model, not a curated record.